CUUCCUGAAGCAAUAGCAGCACCUACACCUAUUUCAGCCUUAGUACAUUCUUCAACAUUAGUUACUGCUGGAAUUUACCUUCUCAUCCGAAUUAUAAAUAAUUUUCAUCCUUUAUCCACAUUAAUCAUUAUAUCUAUUUCCACUAUUACUAUUAUAAUCGCUGGCUUUUCAGCUAACUGAGAACAAGAUAUAAAAAAAAUUAUUGCUUUAUCCACCCUUAGCCAAAUCGCUAUAAUACUUUUCGCUAUCUCUAUGUUUUCUAUUAAUAUUGCAUAUUUCCAUUUAAUUUCUCAUGCUUUAUUUAAAUCUACAAUAUUUCUCUGUGCAGGAAUUAUUAUUCACUCAUCUUCAUAUCAAGAUAUACGUCACAUAGGAAGAAUUAUAUUUAAUAUCCCUUUAAUAUCCUCCAUCCUAGGAAUUUCUAAUCUCACUUUAAUAGGUAUUCCUUUUACCUCUGGAUUCUUCUCAAAAGACGCUAUUAUUGAAAAUAUAUUAUCUUCAAAAUUUUCCUCUUUCCUAUCAAUUUUAAUAAUUAUAUCAAUCGGAUUAACAGCUAGUUAUUCUAUCCGAAUAUGUUUAUUUUCUUUAAAAAUUAAUCUAAAAUCUAAACCUGAUUUAUCACUACAUUCUAAUAAUUAUAUAGAUAUCCCCAUUUUAAUUAUAAUUCUAACCUCAAUUUUUACAGGAACAUCAUUAUAUUGACUAAUUUGUCCUAACCAAAUUUUUUUAAUACCUUUUUCUCUAAAAAUCUCCACAAUUACAAAUUUAUUUAUUGGAAUUAUAAUUGGAACUUCACUAUCAUUUUACAACAAAAAAUAUAUUAAAAUAGGUACUCCCUCUAUUUCAUUAUGAUUUACACAUACUAUUUCUACUAAGCUAAACAAACCCCUUUUACCAAUAAUAAAUAUAUUUAUAAAUAAUGACAAAUCCUGGCAAGAAUCUUACGGACCCCAAGAAUUAUUUUUUCAAUCUUAUAUCUCAUCAUCAAUUCCUAUUCUCCUUUCACUAUCAUUCAUAUUUAUCUUCAUUAUUAUACUAAUCAAUCCAAUUAUUUUAUUAAUCUACUUAUAUAGCUUAAAUAGAGCAUUUUACUGAAGAUAAAAAGGACUACAUCUUCAUCAUGAAAUAAUGACGUGAUUAUUCACCAUUUUAUCCACUACUUAAGUCGAAAUUAAGCCGCUCUUACUAAGCUCCCAUUUAUAUCUCAAUAGUAGCAACUAAAGCUCAUAAGAAGUUAGCAGCCCCUUAAAUUAACUAUUCAAGAUAUGAAUAUUUCAUAACAAUUGAUUGCAAAUCAAUUUCUAACCUUAUUUUACUUUUUAUUUUCCACAACCCUUUACAACCCGUAUCCCUUCACACAAUCAUCCGUUUUCCCGGUUCCCCCUGUAACCGGAAAAAAGGGGGAACCUACUCCUGAUUGUGUUCCUUCUAUUUCAUUAACAAUGAAAUCGCUUAAAGCUUUUAAAUUAAUAUCUAUUUGGCAGAUCAAUGCACUAAGUUUAAGCCUUAGAAACAAGAAUAUCUAUUCAUUCUAAUGAACCAUAAUAAUAUUCAUAUAAUAAUCCUAAUAACAAAAUUACAACAAAUAUAAAAAAUACUACUACUCCUAUAAUAUCUUUUCUAAUAAAUGGUACCGGUAAUAUUAAUGAAAUUUCUACAUCAAAAAUUAAAAAUAAAAUUCCAAUUAAAAAAAAUCGAUAAGAAAAAAUAAAUCGAGACUCUGAUUUUAUAUCAAAUCCACAUUCGUAUGAAGAUAAAGUUUCUAUAUCUAUCUUUAUUUUAUAAGAUAUUAAUAAAAAAACAAAAUAUACUAUUAUUAAUAAAAUCAAAAUAAUUAUUACUACUAUCAUGUAAAUAAAUAUUAAUUUCUCUUUUUAAUUGGAAAUCAAACGUACUUUUAUACUACAUUAAUUUUAUUUAAUCUAUGCUCCUCAUCAAUAAACUACUGAAAAUAAAAAUAAUCAUACAACAUCUACAAAAUGUCAAUAUCAAGCUGCAGCUUCAAAACCAAAAUGAUGUCUUCUAGAAAAAUGAUUUUUUUCAACUCGUACUCAAAUUACAAAUAAAAAUAAAGUUCCAACAAUUACAUGAAAUCCAUGAAAUCCAGUAGCUAUAUAAAAUGUUGAGCCAUAAACUGAAUCUCUAAUUCUAAAUCCUGCUAUAUAAUAUUCAAAAGUUUGUAAUAAUAAAAAAUAUAAUCCUAUUAUUCACGUUAUAAAUAUUGAUUUCCUUACAUUUCCCCAUUUAUUUCUUAAAAUAGACUGAUGAGCUCAAGUUACUCUAAUCCCAGAAGAUAAUAAUACAAUUGUAUUUAAUAAAGGAACUUGAAAAGGAUUAAAAGGAUUAAUCCCUUGAGGAGGUCAAGAAGCCCCUAACUCCACAGUUGGUCUUAAUCUUGAAUGAAAAAAUGCUCAAAAAAAUCUUAAAAAAAAAAAAAUUUCUC
Messenger RNA from Stegodyphus dumicola, 2443 nucleotides. RefSeq names its product NADH-ubiquinone oxidoreductase chain 5-like. The record is from RefSeq and is a predicted model, not a curated record. Lineage: Eukaryota; Metazoa; Arthropoda; Arachnida; Araneae; Eresidae.